UUCCUUCUUCUUUCACAAUGGCCGCCGCAGUUGUCACUGGAAUAAUCAUAGUACUGGCUGCAAUGUUGUUCAAUUUCUCCGUCCAUAAAAUAGAUGAAGGUGAGAGAAGAGUUCGAAACAUGAAAACCAGAGAUUUUGGUUGCAUUGAAAAAUGCAUUUCACAUGAUUUUGUCCAGUUUCGUUUUGCUUUUUCAAGAAGCCUCAUUUGAAAUCAGCACGUUUUCUUUGAAGGCCCGAAAGAAUUGCUAUUGUGAGGAAAUUAUGCACCUCUAAGAGAUUAAUUUCCCCUUUUUUUUGGUUGAAGUGGUGCAUAUCAAUGAUGUACUUUCUUAGCUAAUAAUGAUACCGUAUCGCAAGAGCUGCAGGAGAGACGCUGAAGUAUCUUAUCAUUCCGACUCGUUUCCUCUACAGCUGAGAGUUUUAUUCUAAUGCUUAACGAAAAAUGCAUUGAAGAUUAGCUUUACCCUCCCGUCUUCUCUUAGCUGACUGAGUGCGAAUUCUAUAAGCUAACAGAGUACAAUUUUAAAAUUUGCUGUAAUUCCAGAGGGAAAUUAAUUAUUAUUCACAAGCUUAAGCUAACAAUGCAGGUGGUUUGCCAGCGUCUAUGAAUUAAUAAGUAGAAAUGAAACAAAGAAAGCAGAGCUAAGCACGUAGCAUGCAAUUUUAAAGAAUGAGACAAUGGUGGUGUUAACCCUUGCUCUUUUAUUAUAUUUUCAUACCAGUUUACUGUGUUGUCCUUCAUACAUUCCUCAUAAUCUCAACUCUGAGAGUUUGGUGUGAAAUCAACUGAUGUUUUGCAGCAGAUAUUUUAUCAUUAAUCUCAUUAUCUCUCUUCGUGACAUUGUAUUGUUAUUGUAAGAAGAACUUCCCUAUGUAAUACCUGGUAGCUAAGGGCUUUAACCAGUAAUGAGAGUGUAAUAAACAAUCUAGGUAAAUUCAUGAAUAUCAAAUGUGCCAACAAAAAAAAAUUAAUAUUCAUGCAUUUAAUCUGCAUAAAAUCUGGCAAAUUGGUGGUAGAGAAUAUAGUGUGUACCAUACAUUGUGUUUUUAGAGCCUUUUGAUAUUUAGAGGAGGUUGAAGGAUCACACAGAGAUGCGAAAAAACAUGGAAAUUCCCAAGAGUGUUUCUCAGUGCCUAAUUGAUAACCCCAGUGUCCCCUUCCCCCCAAAACAUUUAUGUCUUCAUUAGAUGAUUCCAUAUUGAUAAGUAUGGAAAAUUCUGAAAGAAUACUGUGUUUUGGUGAUAUUUUUAAAGGCAGGCAUCGCAUCAUUGUGACUAGUGAUAUUCUGUAAAACCUCACUAAUUAUUUGCUUUUACCUUAUUGUAGGUCAUGUUGGAGUUUAUUAUCGAGUGAGUUCAAUAAUUCCUCAAAUGCUCAUUGGAAACCCAUACAAGCACUUAGUAUAAAAAACUUCAUAAAAAUAAUUUAAAGUGUUUUUACUUGCUUGAAGUGUUGAUUAUGCUGUUCUCAUGCUUAGUCAGCAAUUUCAAGCUAUUUGAGAAAUUUCUCCAUUAAGGGAUAUGACAAGCUUAUCAUCUUUCCUAGUUAUGAAUGGAGAAAUUUCUCAAAUGGCUUAAAAUUGCUAAUUUAAGACAAGAACAACUCAAGCAACACUUCAGGCAAGAAAAAAAGACCUUUAUAUAUUUUAUUAAGUUUUUCAAUACUUAAUGCCUGUAUUGGCUCUCCAUAACACAACCAGUGUACAUGCAUCCUAAUGAUAUGUGAAAUAUCAUAUGUUAAAACUAAAUGGACAAAAAUAAGAACCUUUAGUCCACUUAGUGCUAGUGUUAAUAUGGCUUCUGCUAAUUAAGGUAGAGAGUAUCAUUUGGAUAUAACUAAAUUUAUUGCCAUCUCAUGACUCCUCUGUUACUAUUUGUCUCAUAGGGUGGUGCAUUGCUAUCAUCAACCAGUGGACCAGGAUAUCACAUUAUGAUUCCAUUCUUAACAAUGUUCCGCUCAGUGCAGACUACACUGCAGACUGAUGAAGUAAAAAAUGUCCCAUGUGGAACAAGGUUGGUAGAAUUGUUAAAUGAUUUGCAAACAUGACUUAAUGUUUAAAGGAGGUACGUUUCUAAAGAAACUGUGGUGCUGGGUUUGUGGGGGAGUAUAAUAAGGUCUUAUCCACUGAUUUGACAAAGUAAACUGGCCACUAUGAGGAGUUUUUAAGCUGACAUUUCAAGUGUUAGCCCUUGUUCAUAGUAAAUAAGAGAGGACUAGCUCUCAAAAUAUCAGCUUAGAAACUCUUUUGAUCAAACCAAAUGACUUGAUGUUUGAACUGUUAGUGUUGUGUUUGGUUUGUACAGAAGGUACAUAGUCAACAUAAGGCGAAAGAAAACUAUUCAAGUUCAGGGUAAAUUCAGGGAUUUAUGUUGAACCACUGAAAAUUGAAAGUUUUUUUUAGAAAGUCAAGAAUAGAGAAAGGUUGGUGAGAAAGGCACCUGUCCACCUAUUAAUGCCAUCAAUGGCAGGAAUGAGUUUCAGUGUUUUUGAUUAAACAAUUUUUCUAGCAGUUUGAAAAGGACAUUAUUUAUCUUUCAGUUUCUAUGUUGUUUUUUUUUUCAGCCUGUAAUAUAAAUGAGUUUUUGAGACUCUUUGAACUUUUGUUGCAGUGGAGGAGUUGUCAUCUAUUUUGAUCGUAUAGAAGUUGUUAAUAUUCUUGAAUCUUCAUCAGGUGAAAAAUUAAUUUUUUGAACUUACAUUAUAGCAAUGUGCUUGCCAUGUUUGAUCAAGGACUAUCUCAUUUCCUUCUCUAAAAUGAUCCCCUGUUGGGGGAAAAUUGUAAGCAGAAUCUCAAAAUGGCCAUAGUGUGACAAUUAUUUUCUUGAACAGGAAAAAUAAUUUGCAAUUGCUUAAUAACAGCCCAAUGUAUUAUUCAAAAACAAUUUGUCACCCCAGGCUAAGAAAUUGUUGUCAUGUAAUCCCCCUGUCAGAAGUUAGUUUACACAAACUUGUAUUGAUCAUUAUCAAUUGGUAAUUCAAAGUUCAUGUAAAAUAGAAAUGGCUUGGAAAUACAUUUUUGACUAUGUCACAUUUUCAUGUUUUCUUUUUUCAGUAUUUGAUAUUGUCAGAAACUACACAGCAGAUUAUGAUAAAGCACUGAUAUUUAACAAGAUACAUCAUGAGUUGAACCAGGUGAUUCUUAUUCAUAUGUUUCAUUUAAUUGUAGGUUAAUCAUGUUUUAAAUAGAGCAAAUAACUUAAUAUGAAGUAUAUGAGCUUGAAGCUGUUUAUUUAAUCUGUAUGUCAGUGUAUGGCUGGCUACUGAGAGGCAUGGUACUUCUUUUCUAGAAGCUCCAACAUUUUUGCAGCCAGCUACAUGUACCUGAUGGAGAUGGCCAUCUCAGCAACCCAGUUAUAAGCCUUUGCUUAAUAGGGUAGAAUGAUGGUUAUGUAUAGCAGCAUUUACCUUUUACCAACUUCAUAUAUUCAAAUUUAAAGAGAAACUUCUGACUUUUACUUCAAUGCUUUCAGUUUUGCAGUGCACACACCCUCCAAGAAGUUUACAUAGAUCUCUUUGGUGAGUUCACAAGAUUAACUGACAGAGUUAUUCAUUAAACAAUUUAUCAGUAGUUAAUUUUUAAUAUCAGUCUUGGUUAUUCCAAACAGUGUUUUUGUUUGCAUGUUAAUGUUUUUUCUUUGCAUUAUUUACUUCUUAUGUAUUUGUCACCAGAUCAAAUUGAUGAGAAUCUGCGUACUGCCCUACAGUUAGAUUUGCUGGCCAUGGCACCUGGUUUAAGAGUUCAGGUCAGAAUUAGAGAAUUUUGUUUAAAGAUAGUAGUGACACUGACAAUAAUGAAAUAAUUAUGAUCAUACCUAUAGUAUAGUCAUCAUUUUUUAUCACUGAAUGUUAGGGUAACUCCUCAUGGAAAACUGAAGUACUCUGAUCCAUUGCACCAAUACAUUAUACACCCUGCUUUGCAUCAAAUUGGAGUAUUUGUUUUAUGACAUAUGUUCACUGUAACUUAAAAACCAAUUAAAAUCACUUUGGAUAAGCUUAAUGUUUGUCUUUGUUUUAGGCUGUGAGAGUUACCAAGCCUAAGAUACCUGAGAGCAUAAGGCGUAACUAUGAAGCAAUGUAAGUCAGCAAAAGUUAGUGAUUUCUCUUUAGAAUGAUUUUUCUUGUGAAUUUUUUCUCAUAAUUCACAGUAGAUGUCUUAAAUCUCAUUUAUUCAUAUGAUCAGUAAUGACGGUGCAUAUUUGUCCCAGGAGUAUGUAAACUAUGUAAAUUGUUUUCACAUGAAGAUGACCAUGUUUAAGCAAUGGGCAUUACAUAGCAUCUAUGUAAAGGGCUUUGAUUAAGUGUUGUAAAACCAAAACCAAAGUCAUCGAAAGGCCUAUUUACAGCAAAGGAGAAUUCCACAAAAGGAAAGGUAGAGUUUGCACUUGAGUCAAGUUACCCGUUCAUUUUUUUUUUUUUUUUUCUACAUGUGGCCUGUUUAGCCAGAGCUUGGAUAGUCCAAGGUUUCUGCUGUAAUUCUCUUCUCCCCAGGAUGGGAAGCUAGUUCACAGCAUCUUACUCCUAGGCAUCUCAUUAGCUUUCUCUGAAAGUUUGCCUGUAGUACCCAUUUUAUGCCCUGCGUUGGAUAGAGGUCCUGUUAGAGUAGAGUGCCUUCCCCAGAAACACGACACAAUGACUCAGCCGCAUCUAACCCUGUACAUUUCCGUUUUACUUGCAGGGAAGGAGAGAAGACCAAGCUGUUAAUUGCUCAACAAAAACAAAAAGUGGUUGAGAAAGAGGCAGAGACAGAGCGCAAGAAAGCUGUUAUUGGUAUUUAGCAUUUAAAGUCACUUUUAAAAAAGAACAGAUUAUAACUUAAAUAAUACAGUUACAUGACUUUGGUUUCUUUGUACCUGUAAAACAGAUUUUUCCCAUCUAAAUGAAAGAUUUUACUCAAUGUUAUUAAUGAUGAAAUUGCUAAUUUUUGAUGGAUCAGCACACAACACAAUGACUUAUUCAACAGGUCUUGUUUAACCUUUUUCAUAACCAAAAUCCAGGCUUAUUGUGCUGUGUAGAAGCUAUUGUCAUGUUCUCUUUUGGGUUUGAACUUAACCAAUGAUGUUUAAAGUGACUGCCUGAUAAAGGCAACAACUCCAAGAAUGGAUGCCAUGAGGGUUUUUAAAUCGCAUUUCCACAAAACAGUUAACUUUCCUUUCAAUAUUUUGCCUACAAUUGGUUUUGAUUUCAUAUUUGUUGCCAUAACUCAGAGGCUGAGAAGGCUGCUCAGGUAUCCAAGAUUCAGUUUGAUCAGAAAAUAAUGGAAAAAGAGAGCCUUAGGAAAAUGUCAGAGAUUGAGGGUAGGUGUUGUUGUUUUUAGUUGUGUCUGAUCAUUUGUUGAGUUUGUUGCCACAUUGUAUGUAAGUUGUGGAUAUUCCUGUGUCAAGUGGUUGUGUUUCUUGAAUUUAAAAUAGGAAAUAACUUUAUCAAUCCUUGUUGUCAAGUGCACUGAAAAUUAAUCAGGUAGAGGUAAUUUUUGGUCAUGAAUAACAUAUGACAAGAAACUAGCAUACAACUAGUGGGACUUCAUUGAAAGUAAAAUGGGCUUAUUGCUUUCAUUUUUUUUUUGUUAAUUGUUCUUUCAAAUUCCUUGAUUUCUUUUCAAGCAACAUUGCAUCUUUGAUUAUCUCAGCUGUAAGAGGUACCACAACAUAAGAUAUUGAUCCUAUAGGCCAGCAUACAAGUAUUAUAAAUUUAUUUCCAGGAAGCAUCAAUAAUAAUAAUGAUGGCUGCUUAGAAUUGUUGCUUAUAUCUUCAAUAGUCAUGGUUACUUUUUUUAUAGUUUAGAAGAGGAGUGGAGAGUUUGGGAUACUAUAACUAAAGUUUUUGAGAAAUGGCCCUUUAAGGAAGAUCUUGUACAUUUUGCUGUUUUGCUCGUAGAUGGUGCCCAUUUGGCUCGCAUGAAGGCAAGAGCUGAUGCUGAAUUCUACACUGCAGUUAAACUCGCAGAGGCCAACAAGGUAAAUCCGAUGUUUACAUCUACUGUUUGUAGGAACACUUAGCAAGGAUCACAGCUAGGGCAAAAAUGACCAGAGGGGUGAGAUGGAAACUUAUUAAACGCGGUCAGAGCUGCCGAAAAGAUUUUUCCUUUCUCAACCCUUUCGUAUUAUGGCAGUUGUAGCUAUCGUCUUUACUAAUUCCUUUUUUGCUGAAGAUCACUCUUGGGAUGUUCCUUCUAAGUAUAUUUGUGUUUUUGUGCAUGAGACCAAAGGUUGUCUUGCUGAGAGAAUUGACUACCAUUGCUGUUCAAAGUUGAAAGGAAACUCGAGCUAAGUUACAAUUCUCGUUUACUGUUUUUAGCCAGUUUACACACAGUUGUGUUCCAUUUCUCUGCAGCUAAAACUCACACCUGAAUACCUGGAGCAGAUCAAAUUCAAUUCCAUUGCAUCAAAUACAAAGAUAUUCUUUGGUCCCAGCAUCCCGAGCAUUUUCCUCGACAGUAAAAUACUUAGUCAGUCCUCUUCUUUAGAAUCUGCCGCCAAAGAUCAACAGAACACGGUAAGUUGGUGA
Messenger RNA from Pocillopora meandrina, 6505 nucleotides. The record is from the annotation of a GenBank genome assembly. NCBI's taxonomy places the organism in Eukaryota, Metazoa, Cnidaria, Anthozoa, Scleractinia, Pocilloporidae.